AUGGUGAAGAUUUGCUGUUCUCUCCUCCUGUUAAGUUUGCUGAGUGUGCAGCUAAAAGCCAACCCUGGACUCAAAGUGAGAAUCACUCAGAAUGCCUUGGAGUAUGCCAAGAAGGUUGGGCUAGAGAUCCUGAAGAAGAAUAUGGAGAAGGAACAAUUCCCUGAUUUGACAGGCUAUGAGAGAUUUGGGCUUGGUAAUGUCAACUACAACAUCUCAAGAAUAAGAGUCACUGCUGUUGAAUUCCCCAACGUUUCCAUCUCCCUCAUACCCAGGAGUGGGAUAAAACUGGUGAUUAGAAACGCUUCUCUCACCAUCGAUAUGAACUGGAAUAUAAGGACCUGGAUGUUCAAAGACGGUGGAAGAAGCACAGUGCACAUUUCCAAGGUGUUUGUUACUGCAGUCUUUUCAACACCCCUGGAUAGUAUGGGUCGUACUUCAGUGUCACUUAACAGCUGUCAUACGACUUCUGGUGAUACAGACAUCAAGUUGAAUGGAAAAAGUGGCUUCCUGCACGAUUUCUUUAUCAAAUAUCUGAAGAAACCCAUUCACAGGAACUUGGCCACUAAUUCUUGUCCCAACAUCAGAUCUGGGAUCCAGCUGAUAGCUAAGGACCUCCAAUCACUGAAUGUCCCAGUGCGAAUUGAUGAUUUGGCUGAAAUUGACUACUCCUUAAACAGCUUGGAAGUAUUCCGACCAUACAUUGACAUGGACUUAAAGGGGAUGGUCUACCCAGCUGGAAAUUAUACUGGCCCUCCUUAUGUGGCAACUCCCAUUGCUAUCCCGGACCAAAGUGACUCCAUGCUCUACCUUGCCUUCUCCAAGUAUUUCUUUCAGACAUCCUUAUUUUCUUACUACACAGCAGGGGCCUUCAACAUCACCAUUGCAAAGGAAGCUUGCAGAUAUUUAAAUAUAAGCACUGAGAUGUUUGGUAAUAUCAUCCCCAAGAUAGCCAAAUACUCAACUAUACCGUAUCCAGUUAUGAUGAAGCUAAUGGCCACUGAAAUACCUCUCAUCAGCUUGCAGCAGGAUUCUUUUACUCUAGAGAUUCAGGAAUCCAUGGAGGUGUUUGCUGUUCUGCCAGACUCAACCACUCAGUCACUGUUCACAGUGAAUAUAGCAGCCAACACCAGCAUUGCUCUGAAUGUCUUUGACCAGAAACUCACAGGCUCAUUAUGUCUGAACAGGCUCCAGUUCUCCCUCGCCCAUUCCAAUGUUGGCUCUUUUGAGAUCUCAUUUCUGGAGAACAUCCUGUCUUAUAUUUUACAAACUGAAGUAAUUCCAUCAGCCAAUGCUAAACUAUCCAAAGGAUUCCCUCUUCCCAAUUUGGCCAAUGUUACCUUCAUAAGACCUCGUAUUACAAUCGCACAGGGAUAUGUGUUGAUUUCUACCGAUGCUCACUACAAGCACUGA
Messenger RNA from Centrocercus urophasianus (Greater sage-grouse), 1410 nucleotides. RefSeq names its product BPI fold-containing family C protein-like. The coding region runs from base 1 to 1410 and encodes 469 amino acids. Gene Ontology annotation, molecular function: lipid binding. NCBI's taxonomy places the organism in Eukaryota, Metazoa, Chordata, Aves, Galliformes, Phasianidae. The record is from RefSeq and is a predicted model, not a curated record. The transcript has 15 exons.